AUGGACGAGGAAUAUUAUAGCGGCGGGGGGGAUUGGGAAGGCCCGGACGCUAACACGGAGGAUUCAUAUAUUGAUGUGGAAAAUUUGGGGAAAAUCCAAGAGGAUUGUCUGAAGAAAUUUUCCAGCAGGGAUUACAUUAUGGAGCCUGCCAUUUUCAACACCCUUAAAAUGUAUUUCCAGGCAGGUGGUUCUCCAGAACACGUCAUCCAACUUCUGUCAGAAAACUACUCCGCAGUGGCUCAGACCGUCAACCUGCUGGCGGAGUGGCUCAUCCAGAUGGGUGUUGAGCCUGCACAAGUACAGGAACGAGUUGAGAAUCACCUUAAAAGUCUGCUGAUAAAGCACUUUGAUCCCCAAAAAGCAGAUUCCAUUUUCACCGUGGAGGGCGAGACACCUGCUUGGCUGGAGCAGAUGAUCGCUCACACGACUUGGCGAGACCUCUUCUACAAGCUGGCUGAGGCUCAUCCCGACUGUCUGAUGCUCAACUUCACCGUGAAGCUGAUUUCAGACGCAGGCUACCAGGGCGAAAUCACCAGUGUGUCGACGGCGUGCCAGCAGCUGGAGGUUUUCUCUCGGGUGUUGAGGACAUCUUUAGCUACGUUGCUGGAUGGAGGAGAGGAGAACCUGGAGAAGAACCUGCCCGAAUUUGCUAAAAUGGUGUGCCACGGUGAGCACACAUACCUCUUCGCUCAGGCUAUGAUGUCCAUCCUGGCCCAGGAAGAGCAAGGCGGCUCGGCCGUACGCCGGAUUGGUCAGGAGGUGCAGAAGUCGGCCCACAAGAGGGGCCACGAUGCCAGUCAGAUAACGCUGGCACUGGGUACGGCAGCGGCCUACCCCCGUGCCUGCCAGGCGCUGGGGGCCAUGUUGUCCAAAGGAGCCCUGAAUCCCGCCGAUAUCACUGUGCUCUUUAAGAUGUUCAGCAGCAUGGACCCACCUCCUGUGGAGCUGAUCAGAGUGCCAGCUUUUCUGGACCUCUUCAUGCAGUCGCUGUUCAAGCCUGGCUCAAAGAUUAACCAAGAUCAUAAGCACAAAUAUAUUCACAUCCUGGCCUACGCCGCCAGCGUGGUCGAGACGUGGAAAAAGAACAAGCGAGUGAACAUCAACAAGGAUGAGCUCAAAUCAUCCUCGAAGGCCAUCGAGACGGUGCAUAACCUUUGCUGCAACGAAAACAAAGGCGCCACAGAGUUGGUGGCUGAGCUCGGUACGCUGUACCAGUGCAUACGGUUCCCAGUGGUUGCCAUGGGGGUUCUGAAGUGGGUGGACUGGACCGUUUCGGAGCCUCGCUACUUUCAGCUGCAGACCGAUCACACACCGGUCCAUUUGGCUCUGCUGGAUGAGAUUUGCACGUGUCAUCAGCUGCUGCACCCUCAGGUUCUUCAGCUGCUCAUCAAGCUCUUUGAGACCGAACACUCGCAGCUCGACGUAAUGGAACAGUUGGAGCUCAAGAAGACGCUCCUGGACCGGAUGGUACAUCUGCUGAGUCGUGGUUAUGUCCUGCCUGUGGUUGGCUACAUUCGCAAGUGUCUGGAAAAGCUCAACACUGACAUCUCCCUCAUUCGCUAUUUUGUCACGGAGGUCCUAGACGUGAUCGCACCUCCAUACACGUCUGACUUUGUUCAGCUCUUCCUGCCCAUCUUGGAGAACGAUAGCAUCGCAGGAACAAUCCGCGCGGAAGGCGAACACGACCCAGUCGCAGAAUUCAUCGCUCAUUGCAAGUCAAAUUUCAUCAUGAUUAAUUGAGGACGUUUGAUAUCAUAAAGAGCUGAAAGACAUCUUUUGGAUUGACCGGUCUGAUGACGCAACUUGGGACUUGUGGCCUUUGAGAUAAACUGGGAGCUACUUGAGAUGCAGCUUCAGGACAGCUUUGUCUCCGCACAGUGAGAAGGCCACACAGCAUCUCUUAAAGACUGACAUUGUCAGCACAAUCAAUGUGUGAAAUAACUUAUGUGCAACCUUUUGUACGAUAAAGGCACGCUUUAAUCACUUCAGUGGAAAUCAGAGCAGAGCAACGUGACAGUGGUUCACCAUUCAUUUUAAGAUAUGUUGCUUAUUUUUAUUUUAAGAUGAAAACAAGUCUUUUGUGGUUUUCAAGUCUGUCUGGACUUUUGUUGUGUGGGAAAUUUGCUACGUGAUUGUUGUCAGAUCUCACCCAUGAUUAAGUGACUUUUUUUAAGACUAACAGUCUGCAUCUCUGACAAUUAAAAUGCCAACCAUUUGGAAAUCAAAUUUAAAAUACGCUUUUAGCCAGCAAAAGAAUUACACGUUCCCUUUUUGGUUAUGAUUAAAAGUUAAUCUUGACAGUCCUGCUGUACGCUAGACUAGGUAGUCUUUAGGAACUAUAAUGUCUCCAUAGACACAGUCCUUCUCUAUUGCCAGGUUGUAGGAACUUCCACUUCCUCCCUUGUAGGCACUGGUGACAAUCCUGAGCCAACCUUUCUCACCCUGAAGACAACCACAAGGCUUUAUAACAUGACGCUCUCAUAAUUUGACUUUGUAGCUCUCGAUCGACGCGCUUACCCACGGCUCUCCCCAGGAGUUCCGCACGAUCCAGUACUCGACACCGUUCUCCACUCCCCAUCCCACCACUGACACGAUGUGGUUCACGAAGGGCUCCUCAACGUACUCUGAGUAGAGUCCGCCGUUGUAUUUGUCUAGUUUGUCUGUCGCCAUGAUACCACAGCUAAAAGACACAAAUGUCCCAGUUUACUUACACAUAUGCAACAAUAAUCUUGGCUGAAAGAAAAAAAAAAAAGAGAAGACUGCAUCACAAAAUUCAGCGUAGUUUUCAUAUAGAAAACAAUGAAAAAUAUUUCAAUCACUUGUCUUAGCAAUUUUUUUUCUUUUACAGUCACUAGUGUCAGAAAAGUUGCAAAAUAUAGACUGAAAAUUACUAAGUUGGCAAAACAGACUACGUAAAAUAGCUAAUCUUGCUAUGUUGUUAGUGCAAGCAGUGCAUGUAAGUGAGGAAACACUUCACUAUUAAAGCCAAUGGGGUAAAAAAAAACAAUUAUUCAAUCUCGUUAAUACUAUUUUUGUAUAUUUAAUGCACUAUGGACUUGCCUUGUGUAUAAAUGGUGCUCUACAAAUAAACUUACCUCAUCCUA
Molecule: messenger RNA, 3104 nt
Organism: Syngnathus acus (greater pipefish)
Lineage: Eukaryota; Metazoa; Chordata; Actinopteri; Syngnathiformes; Syngnathidae
Gene: nelfcd
Product: negative elongation factor complex member C/D
Exons: 15
Coding region: 1-1740 (579 amino acids)
Biological process (GO): negative regulation of transcription elongation by RNA polymerase II
Cellular component (GO): nucleus; NELF complex
Molecular function (GO): RNA binding
Source: RefSeq, a predicted model, not a curated record